Molecule: messenger RNA, 1446 nt
Organism: Exophiala aquamarina CBS 119918
Lineage: Eukaryota; Fungi; Ascomycota; Eurotiomycetes; Chaetothyriales; Herpotrichiellaceae
Exons: 1
Coding region: 1-1446 (481 amino acids)
Biological process (GO): transmembrane transport
Cellular component (GO): fungal-type vacuole membrane
Molecular function (GO): transmembrane transporter activity
Source: RefSeq, a predicted model, not a curated record
AUGGAUGUCGUCUCGUCACCUGCAGUCCAACUCGUUGCAACCAAUACCAGUGAUCGGCCGCAGCAAGAUGUGGGGUCGGUAAAAUAUCCUCGCGAAGGAAGCCCAGAGCAAAAGCUUCCACUCCAGCAAAACGACCUCGAGUCACAGACCGCUCCAGGCUUCGAACGUCGCUCUGGAAUCCCUGUCGUCGUCGACGUCGACGAUAGUGGAAUCAGUUCGCCACAAGAUGAGUUCCCCGAAGGUGGUCUACAAGCAUGGCUCGUACUGUUCGGAGCAUUUCUCGGACUGUACGCCUCGUUCGGGUUCAUGGUCUCGAUUGGCACCAUUCAAGAAUACCUUCAAACCAAUCAGCUCUCUCACUACACAGCUCGCGAUGUUGGCUGGAUACCUUCCGUGUUUGUGUACCUCUCUCUUGGCCUUGGAAUUUGGGUUGGGCCACUCUUUGAUCGCUACGGGCCGCGUUGGAUCGCGUUGAGCGGAAGUAUCUGCUACAUCAUGAUGAUUUUCCUCUUGGCGGAAUGCAAAUUGUAUUGGCAUUUUCUUCUCUGCUUGGGCUUUUUAGGAGGACUAGGAGGCGCCUCACUGUGCACGACAGGAUUGGCUGUGGUAAGCCAUUGGUUCAAGAGAAGACGUGGUAUGGCUCACGGCAUCGCAAUGGUUGGCUCCAGUCUAGGUGGCACCACCAUCCCUCUGAUCCUGAGAAGCGCAUUACCAAAAUAUGGUUAUGCGUGGUCCAUCCGUAUCCUCGGCUUCGUCUUUCUCGCGUGCCUGAUCAUCGCCAAUCUUCUCAUGAAGCCGCGACUGCCUCCAUCACCCGAAGCACGAAAUAGAAGGCUCUUAUCACUCGGCUUGUUCGGCGAUCUGAAAUUCACCUUUCUUACUAUCAGCGUGUUCGGCUUCGAGAUUGUCCUUUUCGGCGCAUUAGGAAUCCUCCCAACGUAUGCAAACUUCGGAUCGAACUAUCCACCAGACACAGGGUUCUACAUCAUCUCCGUGAUGAACGGCGUAUCCUGCUUCGGACGAAUCAUCCCAGGCUACAUCUCGGACAAGAUCGGCCGCUUCAACACACUGCUGAUAAUGAUCAUCUUCACGCUGAUCGUCAUGCUCGUCCUCUGGCUUCCAUUCGGCCACACCAGCCUUGCUGCUCUGUACGCGUUCACCGCCUUGUUUGGGUUCGGGACUGGUUCUUGGAUGGCUCUGACACCUGCUUGUAUUGGUCAGCUGUGCGAGGCCGACCAGUUCGGUCGGUACUAUGGCACUCUUUACUUUGUGGCUUCCUUGGCUACACUCAUUGGUGUUCCCAUCAGCGGAGAACUCGUCGAGGCUAUCUCCCCGCAGGUGCUGGUUGCCUUCAUGUGCGCCAUCCUGGGACUUUCUCUCCUCACCUUCAUCCUCAGUCGGUGGGCUUGUCUUGGUUGGAAGUGGGAUUGGAGAACGAAGGUUUAA